Messenger RNA from Arctia plantaginis, 1113 nucleotides. The record is from the annotation of a GenBank genome assembly. Lineage: Eukaryota; Metazoa; Arthropoda; Insecta; Lepidoptera; Erebidae.
AUGCUGUCGUUUCUGCUAUUUCUCUUCGUUUUUACUGGAAUAAAUUGUGAACCAGAAACUGUGAGAGAAAAUUCAGACUACUUUAGCUACGGCAGCAACGAAGAUAUCCUGAAAAACUUAGAUCUGCAUUUGCCCAAAGAUGAAAUUGUUCUUAGACCACAAGAAGUGAAAGACUGGCCUCAGCAAUCGCUGAACGUUGGACAAAUAACUUCGGUAUCAAUCAAUUCUCUGGGCCAACCUGUUAUAUUCCAUAGAGCUGAAAGAGUUUGGGAUGAGAGCACCUUCAAUGAGUCCAACAUCUACCAGAAUUUAGACAAAGGUCCAAUCAUCGAAGACACGAUCUUAGUUCUUGACCCACACACAGGAUCCGUCUUGCAUAGUUGGGGAGCGUAUGCCUUCUACAUGCCCCAUGGACUUACAGUAGACCAUCACGACAACGUGUGGGUAACUGAUGUCGCUAAACAUCAAGUUUUUAAGUAUACACCAAGUAACCACAAAUACCCCAGCCUAACUAUCGGAGAAGCCUUUACAGCGGGUUACCCCUACAGACGUCGUGUUCUGCUGUGCAUGCCCACAUCAGUCGCAGUCGCCACAACCGGAGAAAUAUUUGUCGCUGACGGAUACUGCAACAACCAGAUACUGAAAUUCAAUGCGGCGGGCAAAUUAUUACUGGCGAUACCGACUUAUUCCGACACCUUGACUUUGAACCUACCGCACAGCAUAACUUUAUUGGAACACUUAGAUAUUGUUUGUGUCGCAGAUAGAGAAAAUAUGAGGAUCGUGUGCCCUAAAGCUGGUUUGAAGAGUUACGUGAAAAUGUUUGAGCCGGCUACUAUUAUUGAGGAUCCUACAUUAGGCAGAGUAUUUGCUGUUGCGUCUCAUGGAGAUAUGAUCUACGCUGUGAAUGGACCGACGUCACAGAAUAUUGCUAUUCGAGGUUUCACUGUAAACGCUGUUAAUGGAAAUAUUUUGGAUACUUGGGAACCGAGUACCGGAUUCACCAACCCCCAUUCGCUGGCUGUGACAAGAAACGGAUCACACUUGUACGUCACUGAAAUCGGUCCCAACAAAAUCUGGAAAUUUGAAUUGACAGACGUAUAUGACAAAAAAUAG